Messenger RNA from Sugiyamaella lignohabitans, 2463 nucleotides. RefSeq names its product Mfg1p (gene MFG1). Gene Ontology annotation, biological process: negative regulation of transcription by RNA polymerase II; positive regulation of transcription by RNA polymerase II. The record is from RefSeq and is a predicted model, not a curated record. The transcript has a single exon. Bases 1 to 2463 code for a protein of 820 amino acids. Lineage: Eukaryota; Fungi; Ascomycota; Dipodascomycetes; Dipodascales; Trichomonascaceae. Gene Ontology annotation, cellular component: nucleus; transcription regulator complex.
AUGAUGUCAGCAUCGCCUAUCCAAGGUCACCAGAUCCCUCCUGGUAUGGUUAGUGCACAAAAAGUUCCUCCUGGGGCUCCCCACCAGGUGAUGCGAGCCAAUUUCCCUCAAGGCGUGAAUAAUCAAAUGGCCCCGUUCCAGUUACAGAUGGCUAUGCAGCAACAACAACAACAGCAGCAACAGCAGCAGCAGCAGCAGCAGCAGCAACAACAACAGGGCCCAGUAACUAGUCAGGGCCCUUUUCCUGGCGUGAAUAAUGGGUCUGCCAGUGGUCCUGGAGCUGGUCCUGGUCCUAGUUCUGGCAUUGGACCUAGUGGUUCGGGUACAGGCACGGGUCUUGGUCCUCCUAAUUCUAAUGGAUCGGGUCAAAUUCCAGGACCAGGUCCAGGUCCACAACAACAGUUUGCAGCAGCUCAUGUGAAUAACGCUGCAGUGGCCGCAGCAGCUGCUCAUAACUCACCCAUACCAGGACAUUUGAAUCCAGGGUCAGGUGGUUCUGGACCUCCAACAACUGGAGUCGGAGCUCCCGGUGUCCCAGGUAAUAAUUUACAAGCACAAAUAGCACAGCAACAAAUGCAAGCCCAAUUUUUGGCACUACAACGACAGCAAGCGCAACAAGCAGCAGCUGCUGCUGCCCAAGGAGCUGGUGGUGAACACCAGAUCCCUGUAAAUUUACAACAACAAGCAUUACAAAGACAACAACAACAACAGCAACAGCAACAACAACAACAACAAUUUCAGCUGCGACAGCUGGCACAAGCCCAAGCCCAAGCUCAAGCUCAAGCACAGGCCCAAGCACAGGCCCAAGCUCAGGCACAAGCUCAGGCUCAGGCUCAGGCUCAAGCACAAGCUCAGGCUCAAGCACAGGCACAAGCCCAAGCUCAAGCCCAAGCUCAUGGACAAACCCCAUUACCUACAGGAACCAACACACCAGCAGCAUCAGUAGGAGCUCGAGGGAGCCCCCAAACAUCCAAUUUACCCUCUCAACAGGCAGCAGCAGCCGCUGCACUCCAUCAGCGAGCAGUUCAGACUGCAGCACUUCAUAGUCAACAACAGCAUCAACAAAGUAUACAAAACCCCCAAAAUCAGGCUAAUCCAGCCAAUCCUCAAAACCAACCAACUCCUCAAAAUGCCCAAAAUACACCGAAUCCACAAUCAUCACAGUCGGGACAGGCCACUCCUGCUCCACAAACCGCCAAUCCUUCUAUACCGUCAACUCCGGGCACUAUUCCAGCUGGGGUGUCUGUAGCAGACUGGAACGCUUCGUUAGUAGCAGCUGCAGCCGCUGCUAAUAGCACUGCCAAGCCUGUGGCAGGAAGUGCAGUGAUUCGGUUAUUACAUUUUGCAGAACUAGUAGGGUCAGUUGGAGACCAGACACAUGAUAUCGAGUUUUGGCGGCGAUUGGUGGCGGAAUUUUUUUCUGAAAAUGCCAUGCUUAAAUUGUCAUUAAGCACGGGAAAGGAAACAAAGCAUUUUGAUGUACCAUAUCAGAUAAUCCCUAGAUUUUUCCACACUUUUAUCCAGUCUGGAGUGCGUCGUAUUCAAGUAAAUCUAGAAAACCCUCGUGAAUACUUCAGUAGCAACAGUGACCAUUUUGUCGACUGUUCAAGGUGCUCCAUAUGUUACUGGUUUGAGGAUGGCACCCUGGUUACUUGCAGAUGUCCGACUAGGAUCUUAUUAAAUCCAGCACUUAAAAUAGAAUGGUUAGAACAGCAAAAUCUCGAACAUUCAGAGUUCAUCAAUCGCCAGGCUCUCAUGACGUCGUUUACCAACCCUGGUCCUGGUAGUAGCCAAGGAGAUGCCCGGUUUGUCAAGCUAGCGCCUACAAAGGUCACUCCAUUUGGUGUAACCAGCUCAGUCGUUCGAUUUUUGGAAGUUUCAGAAACAAUUUCUCAUAUGCGUGACCUAAUGAGCUUUUCGGUUCAACCACAGGCUGGCGGUCCCUUAAAAGCUCUGGAGGCAUUGGCUAGAGCGUUGCAAAGUAGAGAUGCAUCUAACCCAGCUGCUCAGGUUCAAGCCCAGGCUCAAGCUCGUGUACAACAAGCCCAGGCUCAAGCACAAGCCCAAGCCCAGGCACAGGCACAAGCACAGGUUCAAGCUCAAGCGCAAGCUCAAGCUCAUGCUCGAGCUCAGGCAGCAGCAGCAGCUGCUGCUGGCGGGGCUGCUCAAAAUCUAAUCAAUGGAGGAAAGUUACCUUUUAAUGGUGGCCCCAUGAUGAUACCAAAUGGAGCUAAUACGGCAACUGGCGAUAUGAAUGCCCCUCAAGGUUCAAUGUCACCACAUACUUUUGUACCUCCAGGGACACCCAUUCCCGGCCCUAAUGCAACUCCUACGAUGUCUGCUAAGAACCCUCCUCGACCUGUAGCCAGCCCUCGUGCAGCUAAGAGACGGAGACCUAGUGCUGUUAAAGGCGAAGCGGAGUCACCUGCUCUCAAGCAAAGUCCAACGUCACGGAAAAAGUAG